AUGCUGAGCCUGUCUUUUCGUUGUUUGCAGGACUUCGAGGGCCAGAGGGCCGUCGAGCGGAUCUCGCGCAACGGGCUGCUCGCGCUCACGGCCGUGUCGUACGUCCUAGGGCUCGCGCUGCAGUCCCUGCGCGUCACGUUCGGCGUGUUCGGGCUCGGCAUCGCGGUCCUGCUCCUCGUCGCGGUGCCGCAGUGGCCGGCGUAUAAUAAGCACCCCGUGCGGUGGUUGCCGAAGGUGGAGGCGAAGAAGACGCGUUGA
Heterobasidion irregulare TC 32-1 is the source of this 258-nucleotide messenger RNA. RefSeq lists its product as uncharacterized. Gene Ontology annotation, biological process: protein targeting to ER. The coding region runs from base 1 to 258 and encodes 85 amino acids. The transcript is spliced from 3 exons. Lineage: Eukaryota; Fungi; Basidiomycota; Agaricomycetes; Russulales; Bondarzewiaceae. The record is from RefSeq and is a predicted model, not a curated record. Gene Ontology annotation, cellular component: signal peptidase complex; endoplasmic reticulum membrane.